Molecule: messenger RNA, 4827 nt
Organism: Portunus trituberculatus (swimming crab)
Lineage: Eukaryota; Metazoa; Arthropoda; Malacostraca; Decapoda; Portunidae
Product: kanadaptin-like
Exons: 13
Coding region: 166-2832 (888 amino acids)
Molecular function (GO): mRNA binding; protein binding
Source: RefSeq, a predicted model, not a curated record
UGCCGGGGUCUCCGAAGCCGCUGCUGGGGAGUGGGGAGGUAAACACGAUCAGCUGGUCAGUGGUGGCUGGUGAGUGGUGAGUGGUGAGCUACCCCGUAACUCCUCGCCUCCCCAGCCGCCACGUGAGGCCACCCCAGGCUACUGAGGUGAGAGGGUGUACCUACAAUGGUUGGCCUCAUGAUGGAGAGCCAGAGUGAAGAGACCACCAAGCCUUUGUCAGCCACAAGUGAUGGAACACAGCAGGAACAAGUCAUGGUGAAGCAAGAGGAGGAAGUUUUCAAAAAGCCAAUGUUGCCCAGCAAAGCUGAAAAAGUCUGCAGCAGGCGAGAGGGAGGGGAUGGUGCAGCAUCCAAGCCAGCCAUCAAGGUGGAGCAAGAGAGGGAAGACAGUGAUGCAGUCUUUAAGAAGCCUGUCUUGCCUGCCAGAAGGCAAGACAUCAAGUUAGAGGAAGAGGAGGAUGUAAUUUUCAAGAAGCCAAUCUCACCUGUUAAGCCUCAAAGACAGGACAUCAAAUAUGAUGAAGAAGAAGACAUAGUCUUUAAGAAACCUGUUUCUUUUAGCAAACCACAAAAACAAGCCUCCAAGGUAGAGGAAGAUGAGGAUGCAGUGUUUAGAAAGCCUGUCUUCAUCAGCAAGGCACAGAGACUGGCUGGCAAAGCAGAUGGGCAGCAGAAAGAAGAAGGUGAUCAAAUGUCAUCCUCAAUCACAAAAUCAUUGGCAUCCUUCAAGUCUCCUGCCCAGAAUUUGAUAGAGAAAUCUGCUGCUGUCCCUUACAAGGAGCCAAAAUGGGGUGGAGUGCCCCGAGACGGCUACAGCUUUGAGGUGCUGAAGGGCGGCGUCAUUGUGGAGAUGGUCCCCCUCACCCGUCCCUUCUUGGUCAUCGGCAGGCAGUCCCAGUGUGACCUGGUGCUGGAACACCCGUCCCUCUCAAGGUACCACUGCAUCAUCCAGUACCGGGCGGUGGAGGAGGAGGGAACACCUGCUGGCUUCUAUGUGUACGACUUGGGCAGCACCCAUGGCUCCUUCCACAACAAGCACCGCAUGAAGCCCCAAACCUACUACCACUUCAGGGUGGGACACAUGCUCAAGCUAGCCGGCAGCACACGCACCCUCAUACUGCAGGGUCCCGAGGAAGACCAAGAUCCGGAGUCUGAACUGAGUGCGUCUGAGCUGAUGGCCUUGGCUGCCGAGAGGAAGAAGAAACUUGAGAAGCUGGAAGAGGGAGAGGAUGAAGGCAGGACAGAAGGGGGAAAGAAACAGAAGAGGAAAGAGGAAGAAGAGAGCAAGAAGACUGGAGAGGAGGAUGAUACUGGCAUAAAUUGGGGCAUGAAAGAGGAUGCUGAGGAGGAAGAAGAGGAGGAGGGGGAGGAAGAUGAAGAAGGAAGGAAGAACCCUUUUGCCUCUGCCAGCGAGGAGCUUCACCUUGACGACCCGAAGAAGACCCUGAGAGGUUGGUUUGAGCGACACGGUUAUGAUCCGCCCAGCUACACCCUUGAGGAGAUUUCCCCUGGCUGCUGCCGGUGUUCAGUGGAGCUGCCAGUGGAGGCUCCAGGCAAGGCACAAGUGGUGGUGACAGUAGAGCAUCGUGGCCGCAGGAAGGAGGCUGUGGUGCAGUGUGCCAUGGAGGCCUGCAGGACGCUGGACCGCAGAAAUCUACUCCGGCAAGCCAAGUAUGAGGGCCACCAACACAGGAAGCGUGACUGGGCCGAGAAUGACUACUAUGACUCGGAUGAAGACGACUUCCUGGACCGCACGGGUGAUAUCCAGCGGCGGCGCCUUAAGCGGAUGAAGGCAACGCAGACAGCAGGCAAGGACGGCGAUGCAGAGAACUAUGACUCGCUGAUGAAGAAGUACACUAAGACCACAGAGGAACUUGCUGACCUUGAAGGUAAGCUUGCUGAAGCAGCAGCAGUGCAAGAGGCUAGCAAGGCAGGGAAGGGACAGGCUCCAGAGGAUGACCUUGACUCUUUCAUGCAUUCCCUCAAGUUCCAGGCACCAGACAAACACAAACGGGUGACAUGGAAGCUGCGGGCCAUCGAGCUGCGCAAGGAAGAGCUCAAGCUGCGGCGUCUGGUCAACAUUGCACGACCGCUUGGAAUCCCGGAGCUGAAGCCGUACCAGUCCCAGCACGGCACAGUUGCAGGAGGGAGCAGACCUCCACAGAGGCUGGGACAGGCUGGCUUUGGUUCAAGACUGAGGGGUUUGGCAAUGUCCACCACCGCACCCAAGGAACCAGAAUGCAAAGUCCACAAGAUCUUCUUAGAGGAAGAGUCCAAGCCUAAGCAAAAGCUGAAGAGGUUGGAUGAUGACGAUGAUAGUGAAGAAAUCAAAGCUGUGUCUAAGCAGCAAAGUCAGCCCCAGGAGAGAGGAGCAGCACCUCACCAGGAGCCACACCAGAGCAAGUCCAGCCCUGCUCCCAUGGCCAAACCUUUGCCUUCAUACCAACCACAAAAAAGUGAACCACAGAAGUAUGGUGGAGAGACAAGCCCAGACAAACUUUGCAAGGAGGUUAAGGACGAGGGAAGUAAAGAGGACAAACCCAAGCACAUUAAAUCAGAAGUAAGCAGUAGUGAGACUUUGAAGAGACCCCAAUCCCAGAGCCAAGACACCAGCACAGAGCAGAAGAGUCAGCCAGAAAAGAAGGCCAAAGUAUUGGGUCCUACUCUGCCUCCACACUUGGCACAGAAGACCAACCCUCAGAAUCCUACUCAGCCGAGGAAAAAAGAGAAGAGGAAGUACGAUGAAGAUGACCCCAACUAUGACACCUGGGUGCCUCCCAUGCAUCAGUCAGGAGACGGCCGCACUUCCCUCAACGACCGCCUCGGCUACUGAGGGGCAGCCUUCCACCCUCCUCUAAGUGAAGAGAUUAGUUGAAACGUGGAUGUGAGAAAAUAUACUCUUAUGGGUAGGUCCGGUGCGCUGGGUCCUCAUCUCCUUCAUGAUAUCGGCCACUCGCGGCCUCACAUCCAGACGCCCCAGGUCCCCACGCAGCAGCAGCAGUGCCGUCAGGUGGUCGCUGCUCAUGUCGGGAUACCUGCAUAGAACACCCUGUUACAGUAUUCAUGUGGAAGGCGUUAUGAAGCCAUUACUUGUAUAGCACUAGAACUGUGAUGGUUGUUAAGUGGUUAUUAAUAUUCCAGGGACAGAGGUCUUAGUUUGUAAACUUUGUAAAAAUACUGUCGGGAAUAUACUAUAGGGCUGUGAGUUGUGGAGAGAGAGAGAGAGAGAUUUUCAAUGGUUAUUUUCUGCUCAAUACAUAACUCAAUAAUUUGUCCUAAUUUAAUUUCUUCCAGUCACAUUAAACAUGCAUGAAAAAAAACACACACACAGAGCAAUAUUACAUACAGAUCACCACUCAUUCUUCACUACUACAGUUUGCUAUUAAACUCUGCAUACCUGUUACUAUUUCCAAACACUUUCCUGUCAUCUUUUCUGUCUUUCUGCAAUGUCUAUGUGCACUUAGAAACAUUUACCAUUCCAUCUCCCUUUCACAAAUAAAUACAUCAUUCAGCUUUCACAAAAACAUUCUUGCAGUCUCCUUCCUGUCAGCCUCAAUCAUGCCAUAUCCACACACACUCAAUGGCCUCCCUGCCUUGCCCUCCCUCUCUCCCUCUCUGCGCUGUGUGUCACUGUAGGAAGCAGGAGGAGGGACACCCAGCCAGCCUCCUUGCACCGUCCUUUCAAGUCACCUUUCUUGACACUAGGAAUAAAGAGAUGUGCUCUUUAUUCCCAUGUCUCAGGGCUGGCUAUACAGUAUAGUUAUUUAUUUAGGUUUACUGCAACAUGUAAUGGACUUUGCUCUGCCAAUGCCUAGUAAAAAGAGUGGAGAGAAAAAUAUCCUCCUUUGUGCCCCCUCAGGAUCACUGGGUGUGAGAUGAGCCUGCUAACCACAGCACAACCUACACACAUGGAACACUCAAUUACUAUGUGCAAGUAGUGUUGUUAACCUUUCUCUUAUGUAUUACAGCUUGACAAAUGACCAAUUCUAGCCACACAUCAUCACUGAUCACCUACUGAGGGACCAGACUGACCCGAACUCAUCUGUCUCCACCUCUCAAUGCCUGUUGCUUCAUGUCUUGAGAUGCAGCACGACACACACACACACACACACACACACACACACACAAUGGAGAAGUGGAAUGCAAUGAGUGAUGAAGUUGUUACAGCACAUAAUGUGCAUAACUUUAAAGAAAAUUUGGAUAAAUGGAUACAUGGAGAUUAAGACACUAUGAGCCCUGCUUGAACCUGGUACAAUACAACUAGGUAAUGCACACACACACAUACCUGAGAUAUAAAAGAUAUAUAGAUGAGGACAAAAGUUAAAGGCAAUAUAUUUUGUUACAUUAAAUGAAAGUCAAGUUAUCCAUUAUUAGGACUGCCUUGAUAUGAACCAACCUAGAGAAUCAUUUAGUAGUACUGUUCACUCCACAGUAUGCAGUUUUCCUAUGCAAAUAGUUACACUCUCAAAGUAAACUAAGUAAUUUCAAUGUAUCUAAGAAGUAAUGGCAGACAGGGAAAAAGUAAAUACAGUGUGAUGCAGCCACACAGGAAGCAACUGUUGAUUCAGCCAUCUGGUGCUAACCUGUUCAAGCCUUUGUCACUUUAAGGCACAUAUGUAUUACAACACACUGGAAAUGCAGAGAUACAUCUGCUGUGUCCCAUGUCCCAUGGUGUGGUGGGGCUGGCAGUGUGCCUCACCACCCAGCAUGACUGCAGUACCACACCCCAGUGCCACCACAGUGUAGCAGUCCAUAGGCUUUUCAUGUCUCUAUGCUAGUAUAUUUUCAUCCAUAUACCUAUAUUUAUUUUCAUAAAUAAUGAAGACUA